Molecule: messenger RNA, 735 nt
Organism: Closterium sp. Naga37s-1
Lineage: Eukaryota; Viridiplantae; Streptophyta; Zygnematophyceae; Desmidiales; Closteriaceae
Source: the annotation of a GenBank genome assembly
AUGCGGCAUAGAUAUGAAAUUAUCAUUAGGUUGUGUGUGAUACUUCGUCGCCCUUGCUCUCUCCGCGCCCUUCCCGUCGCCCUCCCGCUCGCCCCUCCCUUCCCGUCGCCUUCUCUCUCUCCGCGUCGCCCUCUCUCUCGCCCCUCCCUUCCCAUUGCGCUCUCCCUCCGCUCCCUUCCCGUCGCCCUCUCUCUCGCCCCUCCCUUCCCGUCGCCCUCCCGCUCGCCCCUCCCUUCCCGUCGCCUUCUCUCUCUCCGCGUCGCCCUCUCUCUCGCCCCUCCCUUCCCGUCGCCCUCUCUCUCGCCCCUCCCUUCCCGUCGCCCUCUCUCUCUCCGCGCCCUUCCCGUCGCCCUCUCUCUCGCCCCUCCCUUCCCGUCGCCCUCUCUCUCGCCCCUCCCUUCUCGUCGCCCUCUCUCUCGCCUCCCCCUUCCAGUCGCCCUCUCUCUCUCCGCGCCCUUCCCGUCGCCCUCCCGCUCGCCCCUCCCUUCCCGUCGCCUUCUCUCUCUCCGCGUCGCCCUCUCUCUCGCCCCUCCCUUCCCGUCGCCCUCUCUCUCGCCCCUCCCUUCCCGUCGCCCUCUCUCUCUCCGCGCCCUUCCCGUCGCCCUCUCUCUCGCCCCUCCCUUCCCGUCGCCCUCUCUCUCUCCGCGCCCUUUUCGUCGCCCUCUCUCUCUCCGCGCCCUUUUCGUCAUCGUGACCCAUUCCGUACUCUGCCUCAAGUCCAAGGCAGCACAUUGA